This is a messenger RNA of Synchiropus splendidus (mandarinfish), 3865 nucleotides long. RefSeq names its product karyopherin (importin) beta 3 (gene ipo5). Gene Ontology annotation, cellular component: cytoplasm; nucleus. The transcript is spliced from 26 exons. The record is from RefSeq and is a predicted model, not a curated record. NCBI's taxonomy places the organism in Eukaryota, Metazoa, Chordata, Actinopteri, Syngnathiformes, Callionymidae. Gene Ontology annotation, molecular function: nuclear import signal receptor activity; small GTPase binding. Gene Ontology annotation, biological process: protein import into nucleus. Bases 74 to 3355 code for a protein of 1093 amino acids.
CUGUAGCCCAAACUCCGUCUGCCGGGCUCAAGUCGCCGCGUCUCCACCCGGCUUGUCUCUCUAUCCAACUGCCAUGGCGGAACAGCAGCAGUUCAACGUUUUGCUGGGGAACCUGAUGAGCCCUGACAACAGCUCCAGGAAGCAGGCCGAGGAGACUUAUGACCCACUCCCGGACUGUACGAAGGUUACCUUUCUUCUGCAAGCUGUCAGAGAUGCUUCUGCUGCUGAAGAGGUCCGGCAGAUGGCAGCAGUGCUGCUGCGACGGCUUGUCUCUUCUUCCUUCGAGGAAAUUUACCCCAAUCUGACCCCUGACAUGCAAACGGCCAUCAAAGCAGAGCUGCUGGCCGACAUCCAGCAGGAGACCUCAGCAAACCUCCGCAAGAAGGUCUGCGACAUUGCUGCUGAGCUCUCACGCAACCUCAUCGAUGACGAUGGGAACAACCAGUGGCCAGAGGUGCUGAAGUUUUUGUUUGAGUCGGUUAACUCUGACAAUGUGGGACUAAGAGAAGGAGCCCUUCACAUUUUUUGCAACUUCCCUGGAAUAUUUGGUAACCAGCAACAGCACUAUCUGGAUGUUAUCAAGCGCAUGCUGGUGCAGUGUAUGCAGGACCAGGCUAACCCACAGAUCCGAAUGUUGGCAUCUCGAGCGGCAUGCUCCUUCAUUCUGUCCAAUGAAAGCAAUACAGCAUUGUUGAGGCACUUCUCUGACCUACUCCCAGGAAUACUUCAGUCUGUUAAUGAGUCAUGUUACCAAGGAGAUGACUCGGUACUCAAGUCUUUUGUGGAGAUUGCGGACACUGCCCCCAAAUAUCUGAGACCCCACUUGGAGGCUGCGCUGCAACUUUGUCUCAAGCUAUGUGCCGACACGAACCUGACCAACAUGCAGAGACAGUUGGCGCUGGAGGUCAUCGUUACAUUAUCCGAAACUGCUGCUGCUAUGUUGAGGAAACACACGUCCAUCGUGGCUCAGAGCAUUCCCCAGAUGCUGGCAAUGAUGGUCGACUUGGACGAGGAUGAUGAGUGGGCCUUGGCAGAUGAAUUGGAGGACGAUGACUUUGACAGCAACGCUGUAGCUGGAGAGUGCGCCCUGGACAGGAUUGCCUGUGGCCUGGGUGGAAAGAUCAUCUUACCCAUGAUCAAACAACACAUCAUGCAGAUGCUGCAGAACCCUGACUGGAAGUACCGGCAUGCUGGGCUGAUGGCUCUCCCUGCCAUCGGUGAGGGCUGCCACCAGCAGAUGGAGACCAUUCUCAAUGAGAUCGUCAGCUUGGUGCUCAUCUUCUGCUCAGACCCGCAUCCCAGAGUUAGAUAUGCUGCUUGCAAUGCCAUUGGACAAAUGUCCACUGACUUUGCUCCCACGUUUCAAAAGAAGUUCCACGACAAGGUGAUAUCGGCUCUGCUCCAGACGAUGGAGGACCAGAGUAACCCUCGUGUUCAGGCUCAUGCUGCUGCCGCUCUCAUCAACUUCACUGAAGAUUGCCCCAAAGCUCUGCUUGUUCCAUAUCUGGACAGUUUAGUUCAACACCUUCACGUUAUCAUGGUUGCCAAGCUGCAGGAGUUGAUCCAGAAGGGCACCAAACUGGUCCUGGAGCAGGUUGUGACAUCCAUCGCCUCAGUGGCAGACACAGCAGAAGAGAAGUUUGUGCCGUACUACGACUUGUUCAUGCCCUCACUGAAACACAUUGUGGAGAACGCGGUGCAGAAGGAGCUGCGGCUGCUGCGAGGGAAAACCAUCGAGUGCAUCAGCCUCAUCGGACUGGCUGUCGGCAAGGAGAAGUUCAUGCUGGACGCCUCGGCCGUCAUGCAGCUGCUCCUCAAAACUCAGACGGACUUCAAUGACCUGGAGGACGACGAUCCCCAGAUAUCGUACAUGAUAUCGGCCUGGGCGAGGAUGUGCAAGAUCCUGGGUAAGGAGUUCCAGCAGUACCUGCCGGUGGUCAUGGGCCCCCUGAUGAAGACUGCCUCCAUCAAGCCUGAGGUGGCGCUGCUGGACACUCAGGACAUGGAGAACAUAUCUGAGGAUGACGGCUGGGAGUUUGUGAAUCUGGGAGAUCAGCAGAGUUUUGGAAUCAAGACAGCCGGGCUGGAGGAGAAGGCCACCGCCUGCCAGAUGCUGGUGUGUUAUGCCAAAGAGCUGAAGGAGGAUUUCGUGGAGUACACAGAGCAGGUGGUCAAGCUGAUGGUUCCGCUCCUCAAGUUCUACUUCCAUGAUGGUGUGCGAGUGGCGGCUGCCGAGUCCAUGCCCCUGCUGCUGGAGUGUGCCCGAGUCAGAGGUCCGGAGUACCUGACGGAGAUGUGGCUCUUCAUGUGCGAUGCCCUCAUCAAGGCCAUCGGCACCGAGCCAGACUCGGACGUGCUCUCUGAAAUAAUGCACUCCUUUGCCAAGUGCAUCGAGCUGAUGGGAGACGGCUGCCUGAACAAGGCCCACUUUGAGGAGCUGGGUGGCAUUUUGAAGGGAAAGCUGGAGGAGCAUUUCAAGAACCAGGAGCUAAGACAAGCCAAGAGAGAAGAUGAAGAUUAUGACGAGCAGGUGGAAGAAACGCUACAGGAUGAGGAUGAGAAUGACGUUUACAUCUUGACCAAAGUGUCGGACAUUUUGCACUCGGUGUUCAGCAGCUACAAGGAAAAUGCUCUGCCGUGGUUCGAGCAGCUGCUGCAGCUCAUCGUGCAGUUGAUCUUACCAGAGAGGCCGUGGGCCGACAGGCAGUGGGGCCUGUGCAUCUUCGACGACGUGGUGGAGCACUGCAGCCCGUCCUCUUUCAAAUAUGCCGGCUGCUUCCUGCAGUCCAUGCUGCAGUCGCUGACGGACAUGAAGCCCGAGGUCCGGCAGGCGGCGGCAUAUGGUGUCGGCGUCAUGGCUCAGUUUGGAGGGGAGAGCUACCGUGCCGCUUGCAUGGAUGCCGUGCCUCUGCUGUUCCAAACCAUCCAAGCUGGAGACUCGCGCUCUAAAGAGAACGUCAAUGCGACGGAGAAUUGCAUCUCAGCUGUGGGCAAAGUGCUGCGCUUUAGACCAGAGUGUGCCAACGUGGACGCCAUCCUGCCACACUGGCUCAGCUGGCUGCCUCUGAAUGAGGACAAAGAGGAAGCUGUCCACACGUUUGACUUCCUGUGUGACCUCAUCGAAAGCAACAAUCCCAUCGUUCUGGGCCCCGACAACUCCAACCUUCCCAAGAUCUUCCUCAUCAUUGCUGAUGGUGUCGCCAGCGAGUCCAUCAAGAGUGAAGACGCAUGCAGCAAGCGACUGGCCAACGUCAUCAGACAAGUCCAGGGUUCUGGAGCCUUGUGGUCUCAGUGCGUGUCCUCUCUGAACGAGACGCAGCAGAAAGCCCUACAAAACCUUCUGAGCACCGCCUGAUCCCUUCCUCUACUCAACACGCCGCCUUCUUCCUCCUGCUGUGACCUGUAGUGACGCCGGCUCCACCACUUUUCCACCGCAUCCAUAUGCUGCCAACCCGAGGAAGGAGGUUGGACAUUUGGGACAUUAGGGGACAGAAAAGGGUCAUGAACUGAACUGCUGAAUGAAGUGGAAUGCACACUGGGCGAUCACUGCCUCUUCUGUGAACUAUUUUUUUAAUUUUUUUUUCUUCUUGUUUGGUGUUGCCUGAUGGGGAUUGUCUCCAAGGUAACAGCAUGUCUCAGUGACUAACUGUAGAAUAUAUAGACUAUGACUUGACAUAACUGUAUUUGGGAAUUUACAAAUUUUAAGCAAACAUCCAUGAAUCUUCCACAGUUUCGUCCCCUUCAGCAGUAGCACCGACGGGGUAAUAUGGCUGAGUGUAACUGUGUUGGGAAAUACUCAGCCCUGCAGGUUUGUGAUGGAAUCCCAGUAAAAAAAAAAGUCAAUAAAAUUCCAUUGGCAAAUUAA